UCCUCCGCUUCUGCGUGACAUAAAACUGCCAGCCAUGGAUCCCAACACGCCCUUAAAGGAGCUCGACCCGCAACCCAUUGACUCGCCCGUGUCCAGUAGACCCUUUGGCAUCACGACGGCGCCGCCAACGACGCUGCCCAUGCGACCGGCCAUGGACCAGCAGCAGAUGAACCACUCGGGCUCCGGCGUGGACCUCCCCAGGGCGACGCCCGUCUCGCGCUCCGCCGAGUUCAAGGCCAGCGACUUCCCGCCCAAGCCCAAUGACUACCCCAAGGCCGCCGCCAGCGACUAUCCCAAGGCGCACGACUUCCCGCCGCGGCCGUAUGAGUACCACCAGUACCCGGCCCAGCGGCCGAUGCAGCAGCUGCAGUCGCCGUACAGGCCCGCGGUGCCCCAGGGGCUGGGCAUGGAGGACGUCAAGGCCAGCUGCCAGCGCAACCUCAAGCACCUCAUCUACCUGCAGAACCAGCGCCGCGCCUUUGGCUACUCGUCGCAGGCCGUGGACCUGGAGUGGCAGAUCCGCAGCCAGACGGGCGUCCUGAUCGGCGAGCUGCGGACGCUGCAGGACGAGGUCCGCCGGAUGGUCAAGAACGCCAAGAAUCACCGCUGGCGACGAUGGCUGUUUGGAGGAAUCCUCGCAACCUUCAUCCCUGCCGUGCGCAAGCUGUUCCGGCGCGGCACAGACGCAGAUUCGCUGGUCUCAUCCAACAACACCGAGUACGCGUUCCGCAAGUCAAAGGGCCUCCUGCAGCGGAUCAAGGACUCGGUGCUCGGCCACGGCCACCUGGCCAGCAUUGCCUUCUUCGUCUUUUCCGUCCUGUACGUGUUCCAGAACGAGGUGACGCUGCGGGUGGCCAAGACGGUGCAGAAGCGCCUCAAGAAGCUGUCGCAGCGCCUCGAGUACAGCAGCCAGGAGAUUGAAGAGCGGGACCUGAAGACGCUUGAGGGAUGGAGAUGGCGGGUGAUUCUGUGGUGAAGUC
Molecule: messenger RNA, 980 nt
Organism: Trichoderma citrinoviride
Lineage: Eukaryota; Fungi; Ascomycota; Sordariomycetes; Hypocreales; Hypocreaceae
Exons: 3
Coding region: 35-976 (313 amino acids)
Source: RefSeq, a predicted model, not a curated record